UAGAGCCUUAUAUAUAGACCAGUCCUGUUAACGUUCAAAACAGUCGUCCAGGGUUUUCAAAGUAGAGACUUGAUAGUUCGUUCCAAAUUUUCAGUUUGGCUUUGAAGUUGGAUAGCUUAAUAUCAAAAACUUGUCUAAAUCAUGGCACAAUCAGCUGGUCUCGUAUUGCUUGUCCUAGCCUGUACCCUGACGUACGUCUCGGCAUGCACUUGCGAUCCUAUGACUACAAAGCAAAAGUUCUGCAAUCCGGAUUUUGCCAGUGUGUUUAAGAUUAAAGACAAUGGAACUGUUGUAGGCAUUGAUAGGGUGUAUAAAGUAGAGAUGCUACAUCAGUAUAGAACUACGGUUCCAGACAGCAACCCGGAUGCAGGGAAGUUAUAUACACCAGCUGAUAGCGCUGCCUGUGGAGUUACCUUUAUUCGGGAUACAUACUAUGUUGUCUCAGGUGUAUACGUGAAGAAACCUGGUCAGCGCAUUCAGAUGGUAACCAACAAAUGUUUGCUUCAGGUGAACUUCCCUGAGAACCCAUUGGAAACAUAUGUACCACCUACAUGUGAUCCUACAACAAAGCAGAUCAAAGUGGAUCAAGAAACUAUAUUCUAAGUCAAAGCUUAGCAUAAAUAUAUACUUCUAAAAUCAAAGUGGACCAGAAAACUAUAUUCUAAGUGAAAGUUCAUAUACAACAAACAGGCAAGCGGAUCAGACCACAACUUUAAAUGGAGCUGAUAUAUUAAUUAAAUUUCGUAACAUAGUAAAUUACUAAAAUAAAUAAUUGAUAUAG
Mercenaria mercenaria is the source of this 781-nucleotide messenger RNA. RefSeq lists its product as uncharacterized. Gene Ontology annotation, biological process: negative regulation of membrane protein ectodomain proteolysis; negative regulation of endopeptidase activity. Gene Ontology annotation, molecular function: metalloendopeptidase inhibitor activity; protease binding. The record is from RefSeq and is a predicted model, not a curated record. The transcript is spliced from 6 exons. Gene Ontology annotation, cellular component: extracellular matrix. The coding region runs from base 142 to 603 and encodes 153 amino acids. Lineage: Eukaryota; Metazoa; Mollusca; Bivalvia; Venerida; Veneridae.